GCCUUACCUUAUCUCUCUAACUAUAUACAUAUGUAUAUCCAAAGCAGGUUCGAACGCCCCCUCAAAAGACGUCUUAUAACUAAGUAAUUAAAUUGAAAAUGUAAUUAACUAAAUUGUAUCUAAAUUUGGUUAGUUAAAGAAACGAUUCAAUGAUAUGACACACUUUAGUUUUGAACACUUUCUUGUUAACACUUCAACAUGGCUGAGUCUAAAAAACCAUUAUCCACACAUAAAUUUCUAUAUAGAAGUUUUAAGAAAAGUCUGGUGAUAUUUUUAAAAGAAACUGGUCUACAUGGUCUGAAAUUUGUAGGAGAUGCCAAAUUAAGCAAUUGGGAGAGAUUAUUCUUUCUCUGCUCCUUUGUGGCUGCCUUUGUGAUGACCUGCCAAUUGAUAACCAAUAUCUAUAUCAAAUGGGAGAGUACACCAGUUAUCAUUGGCAUUAGUCCUCAUGCCACUUCCGUCUUAAAGGUACCAUUUCCAGCCAUAACCAUUUGUAAUAUGAAUCAAGUACUGCGCAGUAAAGUGGAUAUGUAUCAGGCAGAUUCCAAGGAGAGUGCCAUACUAAAACUUCUCUGCAAUGAGGAUUCAGAAGAAUUUGAAGAUGAUUCAUCACCUUUUGCGAGCAACUUGAGAAAUAAUACAUUACAAAUUUCCGAAUUUGUUGCCGCCAACUCACAGCCUUGUGAACAAAUGUUGCUCUAUUGUCGAUUUAGUUCCAUACAAUAUGAUUGCAUGGAUUUAUUUCGUGCCAUUAUAACUGAUGAGGGUUUAUGUUGUGUUUUUAAUUUUCUACCACCAGAAUUUCUAUAUAAAACACAUCGAAGCAGCACUCGAAAUUUAACAAAUCGUCUUGGGUUUGUGCCCGUCAAAUGGAAUCCAGAAACAGGUUAUCCAAAUGUCUUACCCGAAAAGUAUUAUCCUAGUGCAGCAAUUGGACCUGGCAUUUCAUUGGGUUUCACUGUAGUUAUGGAUGCCCAAUUGAAUGAGUAUUAUUGUUCCUCGACAAAUGGACCAGGCUUUAAGGUCUUUUUCCAUAAUCCCAUAGAGGUGCCUAGUGUUAAGGAGGCUGGUCUCAUCACUGCCAUUGGACACGAGACCAACUAUCGCAUAGAAGUUAAUCGUGGUGAAGCAGUCUCAGCUAUAAGAUCAAUUUCUCGGGAUCGUCGGCAAUGUGUUUUUAGGAAUGAACAGACUUUGCUUUUCUAUGAAAUUUACACACGUCGGAAUUGCGAGAAUGAAUGUUUGGCCAUGUAUCUCUAUGAUUCCUGCUCUUGUCUGCCCUUUGAUUAUCCAAAGAUCUAUGAAAAUGCCAGCAUCUGCUUGAUGAGGGAUACAUUUUGUGUAAAACAAGCUCAACGCUCUGAGAUGCGUCCUAAUUGGGCCAAGUGUCGAAAACAAUGUUUGCCCAGUUGUUUCGAUCUCACUUAUAUGGCGAGUGGUUUUCCCUUUCCCUUGGCCAGUCGGAAUUUCAAAAUGGCCAAUCCUUUGGUGGGCAAUAUGAGUAAAGUUUAUCUAAGGGACAAUAUUGCUGUGAUGAAUGUCUAUUAUCGGGAAAGUGUCUACUAUGGCAACAUGAAAAAUGUUUACAUUGGUCUAACUGAAUUUUUGUCUAAUAUUGGCGGCGUAAUGGGACUUUUUAUGGGUUUCAGUGUCAUCUCAUUGGCCGAGAUUUUCUAUUUUCUCAUAUUAAAACCUCUAACAGAGUUAAUUUCCUGGAAAAGAUCGUCCACACAAAUUGCUGAAAUCAAACAUAAGGCAUUCGAAUUGGAAAAUAAACCAAAUAUCUGGCAUACAAAAGAACUAUACCCCAAAGGUCUUAAAAUGUAAUCUUCUUUGUGUCUUUUUACUUAUUCUAACCCUUACUAUAAAUCAAAUAAAACAU
Molecule: messenger RNA, 1882 nt
Organism: Drosophila willistoni
Lineage: Eukaryota; Metazoa; Arthropoda; Insecta; Diptera; Drosophilidae
Gene: ppk12
Product: pickpocket protein 28
Exons: 7
Coding region: 199-1827 (542 amino acids)
Biological process (GO): sodium ion transmembrane transport
Cellular component (GO): membrane
Molecular function (GO): ligand-gated sodium channel activity
Source: RefSeq, a predicted model, not a curated record